Fusarium verticillioides 7600 is the source of this 1632-nucleotide messenger RNA. RefSeq lists its product as hypothetical. The coding region runs from base 1 to 1632 and encodes 543 amino acids. The transcript has a single exon. The record is from RefSeq and is a predicted model, not a curated record. Lineage: Eukaryota; Fungi; Ascomycota; Sordariomycetes; Hypocreales; Nectriaceae.
AUGUAUCUCAUCAACGUUUCGACGUUGAAGCUCGAGGAGUUCUAUAGCAACAUCCCUGAAUAUGCAAUCUUAUCACAUACAUGGGGUCAAGCUAGUGAGGAGGUCCUCUUUCAAGAGAUGCUCGCCAACUCAUCCGACGUGAAGCUCAAAAAAGGCUAUAGAAAGAUCGAAUUAUGCGCCAAGCAAGCUCAGAAAGACGGGCUCGACUACUGCUGGGUCGAUACCUGUUGCAUUGACAAGUCUAGCAGCGCAGAACUCUCAGAAGCCAUCAACUCCAUGUUCUCAUGGUAUCGAAACUCGGCUGUCUGCUAUAUAUACCUUGAAGACGUGGUCCACAAGGAAUACUCGGCUCAAGUUGACGAGUCUCUCGGAGAAGCACGGUGGUUUACACGGGGUUGGACACUACAAGAACUCUUAGCUCCGCGAGCUCGUCAGUUCUUCGAUGCAAACUGGACCAUGAUCGGAGAGAUAUCAAAGAAUCGCUACAGAGAACACCUCGUCAAUGGUUUCUUUCGUAUGGAUACAACUGCCGAUGAAGAAGGAGAUCCUCAAGAGCUUGAGGGCAUGAGUCUGGCGAGUCAAGUAGCCCAGAUCACUGGUAUUCCCAGGAAGGUCCUUUAUGUCGGCGAUCUUGGAUCCUUCUCAGCUGCUACGAGAAUGUCAUGGGCAGCAAGGCGACGAACAACUCGUAUAGAAGAUCAGGCAUACUGCUUACUGGGAAUCUUUGACGUUCAUAUGCCCCUCCUCUACGGCGAAGGGAAGCAUGCUUUCAUACGGCUGCAAGAGGAGAUCAUCAGAAAACAGCCAGACCAUACACUGUUCGCAUGGCGCUCAGAGCCAACUUCGCCAGCGCCAACAUUCAGUGGUCUUCUUGCUCCUUCGCCAUGGAACUUUGACAGCGAUCACUGCCGUGGUAUAUUACCAAAGCAAGUUGACAUACCAUAUGAAAUGACGAAUAAAGGCUUGCACUUACAGGUUCGUUUGGUGGAAUAUAAUGCAGGAUCUGAUGAAUUCUACGCCAUCCUGGAUAUCACUCAUCAGUCAAAUCCGAGGAAAGAUAUAUGGUAUGGCAUCAGACUUGGACGGUUGGAUAGCUGUGGCCAAUACGCUCGAAUCAAUACGGGAGAGCAACUAGUUCGCGAGGUCGAAACGACACGUACGCUUUCAAUCAAGCCAACACAUAUUUAUAUUCAGUAUUUCAUUCGCCACAACUGUCCACUAUAUGGCAGAAACAAACCCUCCACGGUUGUUCUGGGUUGCGCUAUGGAGACGAUGUCAUUGACAGUCCUUGAAGCAUCAGGGUCCAAGAGCUGGGAUUCAGAAUCAUUCACGUUUCUCCCCUCUAAGGAUGAUCUUUUUUAUGCCAGACUUGCAUUCCAAUGCAAGCCAAACCUAAAAGGUUCGUCUCCGUUGACUAUUGGAUGGAUAGUCAGGAAGGAUGAUAUAGAAGGUAUCAAGUCUCAUCUUGCCAUUCUUAAGGAGAAGAAUGAUUUAUAUCGACCCAAUACUCUUUGGGAGAAUGGUAUUCGAUCAGGAAUAGUCAAGAUAUGUCCUCAGUCGACCUAUCAUAUUCGCGAUGGUGAAAUGGUGGCUAUGAUAGCUCUUCAUGAUCAGAUAAUCCUCAAAAACUAA